GCCUCGCCAUGGCCCCGGUAGGAGCUUGCGACCGGUGUCGCGUUGCGUCCUUCUCCACUGCUGUCGGUGGUGGCGGCAGCCUUGGGCGCGACAGGGGCCCAAGGGAAGUACCUGGAGCCUGGAAAUCCGGGAAAGUUCGAGACUCGCUACGUGGCGGAAGGCGGCCAAGCCGCGCAUUGGCGCGGCGAGGACUUUUUCACCCAGACGUUGCCACUGCGCCCGCGCCGCACGCGUUGCAGCGCGCAUGCCACCUCCAGAAAUGACCUGAACCUUGCGGGCCACUGAGGCUGUGCGCUGAGGGUCUGCAGACUGCAGGAGCCGUGCAUCGUGAUCUUCGAUUUUCACAAGAGCCCUGCAAGGACAAUGCUUGGCCCGGAGUAGGCUCUCAACAAACUGGAUGCAUGAAUGCAUGAAGGAACCUCCACUAUUCCAGAAGUUGAGGAUCCCAGGCUGAGGGAGGAGGUGGAGGAUGAUCCCCAACUCAACACGCUUGUUGUGAAGGUACGUCACUGGAGAGAACUCAGAAAGCCCCCAGCCAUGCCUGGCACAAGAUAAACACGUGACCAGUGCUCCCUUGCUCCUGGUUUUCAUGGAAAGGUUUGAUCCCCUCACGUGGUCACUGCUGAUUGAUCACUCUAAAGGAGUUCUUCUUUAUUCACAGAAUGCCAAUACCAUGAGCAGUUAACAUGUUCAUUUCGCUCCUUGCCUGACUCUACCACAGGAUUUUCUGGACCAGCAGAGCUGAGGGAACCCAGACUUGAAGUGAAGCAACUCUGCUGAGGUCAGCACCAUGGCCGCUCCACAGGAUUCAAAUGAGACUUCCUAUCUGUUCCUUCCAAACAGUAAGGACUGGGAAGAGCAAGGCAUUCCUGACUUUGUCUACGGGCAGAAGGAACUUGUUCUGGAAGGGAUUCAGUGGCCUAGGGCUGCCCCCAGCCUCCUGGACACAGCACCGCGGUCUCGCUUUGACUCUGCGCUCUGCUCCGCCUGGAGGCAGCGGAUGGACCUGGGGCUCUUCCGCUACCGCCUGGGGGAGCUGCAGACCCAGACCCUCCCGGGUGCUGUGGGUUUUGUGGCUCAGUUGAAUGUGGAGCGAGGCGUGCAGAGGAGGCGCCCCCAGAACAUCCGGAGUGUGAAGCAGGCAUUUGACCCUGAACAGUUUAACUUCAACAAGGUCCGGCCAGGAGAAGUCCUUUUCCGUUUGCUCCGGGAGCCCGAUCUCCCAGGUGCUGUCCAGCAAGAGGACAUCCUCGUCAUGAUCAAUGUCAGCCCCUUGGAGUGGGGCCACGUGCUGCUGGUGCCCGAGCCCCGCCGUGGGCUCCCCCAGCGCCUGCUGCCAGGCGCACUGCGGGCCGGAGUCGAGGCAGUGCUGCUGAGCUCACACCCGGGCUUCCGCGUCGGUUUCAACAGCCUGGGUGGCUUGGCCUCGGUGAACCACCUGCACCUGCACGGGUACUACCUGGCUCACAGACUGCCUGUGGAGGGGGCACCGAGCGAGCCCCUGGACCCUGGGGGCCGUUUGCAUCUGCUCCGGGCCCUCCCAGCUCCCGGCUUCCUCUUCUACACAAGCGGGCCGGGGCCUGACUUGGAAGCCCUGAUAAGCAGGGUAUGUCGGGCCACCAACUACCUGACCGACCAUGAGAUUGCCCAUAAUUUAUUUGUGACCCGGGGGGCCCCCCCUGGAAAGACAUCACCUUCCUCCGCUCUCACAGGCGUCCGAGUAAUUCUGUGGGCCCGGAAGUCCAGCUUUGGGGUAAAGGAAGGCGAGGUGUUCAGUGUCGCCCUCUGUGAGCUGGCCGGGCACCUCCCUGUCAAAACGUGCCAGGAUUUUGGCAGUCUGACAGAGGCAGCCGCUCUGGCCCUCAUUCAAGACUGUCUGCUGCCCUCGGCCCAGGCGGAAGAAGUACAGGCAGCCCUGGUGGCCUUGGUGGCCCAGGACGAGCAGUAAUCCUUCUAGAAGUAUUUAUUUUCUACCUGCUCUGAGUCCCUUUCCAUGUGGUCAUUUGGGCGUCCAUGACUGCCACCUUACCCUAACCCGUCUCAGCCCAAGGGGAGGGAUAAAGAACUGAUAAGUGGUCUCUAAAGAGAAGAAACCUUAGAAUAAAUUGAAUGAAUGAGGCAUCAUGAAGGUA
Messenger RNA from Callorhinus ursinus (northern fur seal), 2132 nucleotides. It is a transcript of the gene GDPGP1, whose product is annotated as GDP-D-glucose phosphorylase 1. The record is from RefSeq and is a predicted model, not a curated record. Lineage: Eukaryota; Metazoa; Chordata; Mammalia; Carnivora; Otariidae. Gene Ontology annotation, molecular function: GDP-D-glucose phosphorylase activity. Gene Ontology annotation, biological process: glucose metabolic process. Gene Ontology annotation, cellular component: cytoplasm.